Molecule: messenger RNA, 2463 nt
Organism: Aureobasidium musti
Lineage: Eukaryota; Fungi; Ascomycota; Dothideomycetes; Dothideales; Saccotheciaceae
Source: the annotation of a GenBank genome assembly
CCAUACAUCAAGCUUGAGCAUCCGCCUAUUACUGAACACGCCCCUCGCGUCUUCAACGACUCUUCCUCUUACACUACUUCCGACACCUCCGCCAUGACUUCUACACCUGCGCCUGGCGGUCGUGCCGACGUCGAUGACCAACAACUCGAUGUUCUUGGUCGUCCCAUCCAACAGCUAGUCAAGCUCAUCAAGGAACUUGAAGGACUGGGUGUCGAGAAGACAGAUCUUCCCCUGCCCAAGAUCGUUGUCGUCGGUGACCAGUCCGCAGGAAAGAGUUCGGGUCUGAGCGGCAUCAAGGUCCCUCGUAGUGAUGGCACAUGCACCAGGUGCCCACUGGAAAUCACUUUGUUCUCUUCGGAACAAGACACUCCUUGGUCUUGCACGGUGUCACUGCAACAGAAGUUCUCGUUCGACGCACAAGCCAGUCCCGACGGUCGCUAUGGAAAAUGGCGCGAGACCCAUACACCAACAACCAUUCCCUUCGCCAUUGUUCACGACAAGCAUGAGCUCGAGGGUGUCCUCAGCCGUGCCCAGCGAGCCACUCUGAACCCCGGCGACGACCCUUUGAGAUACCUCAACGCCUCUGUUGAUGAAAUGCCCAUGCUGGUUGAGUUUUCACCGAACAAGGUGAUUCUAAACAUCACAGCACCUGGUCAACCUAGUCUGUCUUUUAUCGAUCUUCCUGGUGUUGUUCGUCAGAUGACUACCGCCAAGGAUAAAUGGCUUGUCAACCUUGUUGAGAAUUUUGUUACUGAUCAUAUCAGCCAAGGAAACUCAUUGAUCCUGCUCGCUCGUUCUAUGGAGUCGGACUUUGCCAACUCAAGCGGAGCAGCAUUGAUCGACCAAUGUGAGGGCGCUCUGGCACGUACUGUUGGCUGUCUUACCAAGCCUGAUCGCUGGCCUCUCGGCAGUAGGACCCAACUCAUCAAGAACGUCCUGCAUGGCGACGCAUUUGCUGUUGGCCAUGGUUACUUUGUCACCAAACACCCCAACCAACUGGAACUCAACAACAACAUUUCUGCUGAAGACGCUCGCCAGUCUGAGACUCAGUUCUUUGCUCAAGCUCCAUGGAGUACAGAGCUGCAGGACUUUCAAGAUCGUUUUGGCACCUUCAAACUUCGAGACACCUUGUCGGUUAAGUUGACCAAGCAAAUUCUGGUUUCCUUGCCUCGGAUCACUAGAACCGUUGAUACUCAUCUUCAGGAGGUGGAAAAUGAGCUUUCUGGCUACCCUGACCCACCUGAGAAUGCCCUUGGUAAGGUACUUGAGGCAUUGACAACCUUCCGCAUUGCAGUUGAAAAGCAUGCNAAAGGAGCCUAUCCUCACAACGAAAUGCAUAACUCUCUCAAGGGAUUGGCCAACACCUUCCAUACGAGCCUGCAAAAGCUUCGUCCUGGUCUCAUCGUUGCAACUCCUGAGCAGUUCCGUCGAGCAAUCGAAACCCCUACCUUCUCUUUGCUCUCUGACGACGAAGCUAUUGGCACCCCUUGCCCUAGCAUUGAGCCUAGAUCUCAAAAGAAGAGAAGAGCUGAUUUCGAGACACCCACCACUUCGACUGCAAAGAAGAUCAAGUCCGACAUUACUACACCUAGACACUCUACUCCUACGACCAAGAAGACCUUCCGCCUGCUUGAGGUGCGUGAGACUCUGAGUAACCUGACAGCUUCAAGCGUUCCUGGCGAGGUCGAUCCUCUUGCUGUUGACCAUCUCCGUAAACAGACACUUGUGGGCUGGGAGCAGCCUAUGCUUGAGUUCAUCAACAGCGUUCACCAAGAAAUCCAGACGACUCUGGACCAGUUGCUCGAGGAAGCUUGCGCUCAGUGGCUCAACACAGCCUUCUUCAGCGAAGCCAANAAGAUCCUAAAGGCUUUCGUGGCCAACGCCAUGCGCGAGCAACUGCAGCACGCAAAGCGCGCUCUGGAUCUCGAGCAGCGCAAGCCUCUGACCCUGAACAUUGAUGGAUUCAAACACCAACACGAUAAGGAACUCCAGACCUUGCAAGAUGGCCGUGCAACACAGAGACUCGUCGAGAAGACCGAAGAUGCAGACCGCGCUGCCGGCAAGAUCAUGGUCGACCAGAGCGAACGCAGAAAGAAGGCCAGAUCCGAUGUCAAGGCCAGGGGCGAACUCGGCGACGACCCCUUCGCCGAAGAAAUCAAGGUCAUGGCCAAGGUUAGAGGCUACCACAAUGUCGCUCUUCUUCGCUUCCUCGAUCACGUUGUUCAAGGCGUCCAGGUUGAGGUCCUGCACGAGCUUGAGACCAACCUGUUGCAGCAAUUGAAGGACGGUCUGGAGGUUGAGACGCGCGAUGCGCAGGAGCGUUGCAAGGAACUGCUCGCCGAGGACCGCGAGCGUGAGAUCCGUCGCAAGGAGCUACAGACUGAGCGAACCAACUUCAUUGAAGCCCAGCACAAGCUCGCUACCAUCGGACAGAUCGGCGAAGAUGUUGCCUUGAACAACUGA